Diabrotica virgifera virgifera (western corn rootworm) is the source of this 1132-nucleotide messenger RNA. RefSeq names its product NAD-dependent protein deacylase-like. NCBI's taxonomy places the organism in Eukaryota, Metazoa, Arthropoda, Insecta, Coleoptera, Chrysomelidae. The record is from RefSeq and is a predicted model, not a curated record. The coding region runs from base 191 to 1075 and encodes 294 amino acids. Gene Ontology annotation, molecular function: protein-succinyllysine desuccinylase activity; protein-malonyllysine demalonylase activity; NAD+ binding. The transcript has 5 exons.
UUAUGAAUAAAUCACAGAAUAAAUAUUUAUCAAAUCAAAUUGUAAUUGUACUGUUGUACAUACAUCAUAAUAAUCAUUGUUAUAAUAACAUGGGUAUUGUACAUUAAUAGGAUAUAUGCGAUUAAUUAAAAUCCAAUAUUAAGUUUAAACUAGUAACUAAAGUCAGCUAAUAAAAUAAGAAAUAAGGGGUAUGUCGACGUCUUUUAGGAUGAUUAGCAGGCAAAUUGCGCCUCGUCUAUAUAAAAUGGGAAAACGUAAACUGAGUGAUUAUGCAGGUUUUAGCAAAUGUUUAAAUGAAGCAAAAAAUGUAGCUGUUUUAACAGGUGCUGGAGUGUCUGCAGAAUCAGGAAUACCCGUUUUCCGAGGGGCUGGUGGCUUUUGGAGAACCCACAGAUCUCAAGAUCUAGCCACUCCACAAGCUUUUGCUGCUAAUCCUGCUUUGGUUUGGGAGUUUUAUCACUACAGAAGAAAUAUUGCUUUCAAUUCAAUUCCAAAUAAUGCUCACAAAGCAUUGGCACUAUUUGAGAAAAAGUGUUCUGAAGAAGGAAAAGAAUUUCAUAUAAUUACUCAGAACGUGGAUGGUUUGCACCAAAAGGCUGGCUCAAAAAAUGUUAUAGAACUUCAUGGAGCUUUACAUAAAGUUAAAUGCACAAAUCCCAAGUGUAGAUUUAUAGAUGAAAAUUAUGAUAAUCCCAUUUGUGAAGUUUUUAGAGAUAGAGGUGAUCCUGCUGCUGAUGACUACAAUCUACCCAUAAUAGACAAAAAAGAUUUGCCCAAAUGUAAAAAGUGUCAGAAACUGGUAAGACCAUACAUUGUGUGGUUUGGAGAAAACCUAGAUCUGAAAAUUAUGCAAACUGCAAAAAGUGUUAUAGAAGCUUGUGACAUCUGUUUGGUGAUUGGUACUUCUUCAGUGGUCUACCCAGCUGCAAUGUUUGCUCCUAGAGUACUUGAAAGGGGUAUGCCAGUAGCAGAAUUCAACCUAAAUGAAGAGCCAGCUGAUGAAAUGUUUACUUUCCAUUUUCCAGGCAAAUGUGGGUCUACAUUACCCAAAGCUCUAGAAAUUGAUUUAGAAUGAUAGCUUGUUCUGUUAUAUAAUUUAUUUUGUUAUAUUUACUGUAAAUUGAUUUUAAAA